This is a messenger RNA of Stereum hirsutum FP-91666 SS1, 817 nucleotides long. RefSeq lists its product as uncharacterized. Gene Ontology annotation, biological process: lipid metabolic process; C-terminal protein methylation. Gene Ontology annotation, cellular component: membrane. Lineage: Eukaryota; Fungi; Basidiomycota; Agaricomycetes; Russulales; Stereaceae. The transcript has 2 exons. The record is from RefSeq and is a predicted model, not a curated record. Gene Ontology annotation, molecular function: oxidoreductase activity, acting on the CH-CH group of donors; protein C-terminal S-isoprenylcysteine carboxyl O-methyltransferase activity. The coding region runs from base 30 to 761 and encodes 243 amino acids.
CUAUCGUCAUACUGCUCCUGCUCGUGUAAAUGCAAUCUUUACCAAAGGUCGCCCUCACUCUCCUCGCCGCUGUCCUUUAUCAUCAUUCGCAGAGUCCGCCUGUCAAGUCUGAAGUCACUGUCACAGUUGAAGAGCAGAAGAAAGCAUCGGAUGCAGCAUCAAUUCCAUUCGGGGAGAGGCUGAUUCCGUAUGCUGCUCCCGCAGGAAAUGCCAUAUACUGGCUCAUGGCUCUUACAGAGAUAGCCGCUACUCUCGCGACUCGCCACCCAGAGGGCCCUAUCUCACAACACAUCCUCUCCGUUCUGAAAUCCCCGGUGGCAAAUUCCAGUCUCCCAGGACGUCUUACUACCUCCUCCCUUUCCGGCUCCAUUUUGGUCAUUGCUGGCUCCCUCAUUCGCCUGCGAUGCUACCGUGAGAUGGGCCGCCAGUUCACCUUUCGACUUACAGUCCGUGAUGGCCACAAGCUUAUCACGACGGGUCCCUACAACGUCGUCCGUCACCCCAGUUACACGGGUGGUAUCAUGUCUGUGAUAGGAUUCGCCAUAUUAUUUGUGGGACGAGGAUCCUGGUGGAGAGAGGGGGGGUAUAAAGGUCCGUAUGGAAAGUUCUGUAGUAUCCUUGUGGCGGCUGCGAUCGGAUGGAAGUUGAAGGUCUUUACGAGAGCUGGUCGAGAAGAUCAUUUCUUGAGGAAACAGUUCAAAGCGGAGUGGGAGGAUUGGGCGAGAAGAGUCCCUUCGCGUUAUCUACCCGGCAUCUACUAAACGUCAGCGUGUAUGAUAUUUAUUUAUGCUUUGAACCACGAUGACCAGCGUGGGCC